AUGAAUGCUGAAAUGAAUAUAACAUAUAUAACUUUUGGUGGCCAUGUGGAAGUGGAGAAAUACAGAUAUAUUUAUUUUGUAAUUAUGUUUAUGGUAUACGGUCUAAUAAUUUGCAGCAAUUCCACUAUUGUGUGGGUCAUCAUAGUUCAAAAAAGCCUUCAUGAGCCUAUGUACAUUUUCAUUGCUGCUUUGUUAGUGAAUUCUGUUGUUUUGAGCACUGUCAUCUACCCGAAGCUUUUGAUUGACUUCUUAUCUGAAAAACAGAUUAUUUUGUAUCACGCCUGUCUUUUUCAAGUAUUCAUGUUUUAUGUUUUAAGCAGUUCAGAAUUCUUACUGCUGUCAGCCAUGGCUUAUGACAGAUAUGUGUCUAUAUGUAAACCUCUGCAAUAUCCAACUAUCAUGAGAAGAACAAGAGUCAGUAUUUUCCUGAUUUUGUCCUGGUUUUUACCUGCUAUUCAGAUUGUAGUGCCAGUACUAAGAAAUUCUAUUACACCACUCUGUAACUUUACUUUGAAAGGUAUAUUUUGUAACAAUUCUGUAAAUCAUCUUUAUUGUGUAACUUCAAAAGAACUAUCUAUAUAUGGUAUGGUUGUUCUAUUUAAUGGUGCACUUUUCCCCAUGCUUUUUAUACUUUUUACAUACAUAAAGAUAAUUAUAGUUGCCUGUCAGAGUUGUGGAAAUGUCAGAAAAAAAGCUGCACAAACCUGUUUGCCUCAUGUGCUAGUUCUAAUUAACUAUUCUUGUUUGAUUACUUAUGAUAUGGUUAUAGUUAGACUGGAAUCAGAGUUUCCUAAAACUGCACGUUUUAUAAUGACAUUGCAAUUUAUAACAUAUAACCCUCUUUGCAAUCCAAUAAUAUAUGGACUAAAAAUGAAAGAAAUCUCUAAAAACCUCAAAAGGUUGUUCUCUUGA
Haplochromis burtoni (Burton's mouthbrooder) is the source of this 912-nucleotide messenger RNA. RefSeq names its product olfactory receptor 6N2-like. The transcript has a single exon. Gene Ontology annotation, biological process: G protein-coupled receptor signaling pathway. Gene Ontology annotation, cellular component: membrane. The coding region runs from base 1 to 912 and encodes 303 amino acids. Lineage: Eukaryota; Metazoa; Chordata; Actinopteri; Cichliformes; Cichlidae. The record is from RefSeq and is a predicted model, not a curated record. Gene Ontology annotation, molecular function: G protein-coupled receptor activity; olfactory receptor activity.